AUGUCGAUGCAGAAGGCCAAGGCGUACGCGGUGGAGGGUCUCGAGGAGGGCGGCGACGAUCCCAAGACCGCGCAGGAUGUGGUGCACGCGCUCUAUGCGAAGUAUAAGAAGAACGUGAGUACCCGGACGGACUACGUGGCGCUCUUCUCCUUCCUGGUGUUUGUCGCCUUCUACCUCAGCAUCCUCUUUUUGCAGCGCAAGGCUGAGGAGGCGUACUCGCUCACUUCGACGCUGACCGCGGCGAUCAUCCCGGGCGCCAAGACGAUGGGGAGCAAGAACGACGUGCUGAACUGGAUCGAUAGCGUGGUGACGACGUCGUGGGUCGAGCCGCAGUGCGGCGACGGCCGGUGCGAGGCGCCGUUCGAGUUUCCCGAGUACGGCCGCUUUGGCUGCAAGGCGGAUUGCAACAUAAUCAACUCGAAGAUGAACAUCACGAAGAUUCAGAUCGAUCUCUACUACAACUUCUCGCACCCGAAGGGCUCCGUGUCGCCGAUCGACCUGAUGAACGACGCCAAGUGGAACCUGUGCCCCCUCGAGAUGGAUGAGAACAUCGGGCCCAAGAAGAUCUUUCACGGCGCGGAUUGCUAUUACGAGGAGGAUCAGGGGUUUGAGGACCAGGUCGGGCACAUAAUCCGACAGAUCGACGACGUGCCCGACGGGGACUGGACGAUCGUCGUCAAGAAGGACAUAUUUCUCAAGGUGGCUGGCGCGGUCCGUCCCAGGGUGAACGUCACGAAGGAGGCGACGCACAAGCGCCUGUUGAUGGCGGCGCACUACGCGCAGACGUACAGGAAGAUCGAACUCGACAAGUACAACAAAAUCCUCUCCGACCUCGCGGAGACCAACGCCACGCACGCGCACGACAAGAUAAACAUCACGUUCCUGGUGGACUCGCAAAACUAUAACAACACGUGGAAGAGCGAGCGCGACGGGUGGAAUAAGACGCUGCAAGCCGAGUUGACAAAGGAGGCGAAUGCGGCGAACUCCAGUAACGCGACGCUGGUUGCCCUCAUGGAAGGUAACCUCGCCAACUCGACGAACACGAAAGAGGAGGCGAUGAUCUGGAGGCAGAAAUACCGGGUGAACAACGACACGAUGGUCGACUGGGCGUUGCGAGCCAACGGGUACUGCCAGACAAACUUCCCGGAUCUGAUGAACUCGACGCGGUACAAGUACGGGUUCAACCACAGCAACGCGUGGACCGCCAACUUCUCCAACACCGGCAUCGCCCUCGGGAACACGUACCCGGACGACAACUUGUUCAACGUGUCGAUGAUGACCAACACCACGUGCAGGUGCGUCCCCGUCGCCGGCAUCGACGAGUGCUUCUGCUACGAAGCCGGGCUCUCCGACGUCUUCAGCGCCACCGAAGGGACGUGCGACAAGUGCGAGAAGGCUAAGGAGCUCGCGUGCGCGGAGACCAUGCGGUGGAUCAUGCGGAUGUGGGACAGCCGACUGAAGACCGCGUUCACGCAAAACGUCAACCUGCGAACCGACGCCAAGAAGGACGCGGAUGACGAUUUCGAGCUGGUGAAGAGCUGGCUCAGCUCGGAGUCGCCGGUGACGUUUUUCGAGAUUAACCAGAUCAAGGGAACCGACCCGAAGAAGCUCGAGGAAGCGAGCCUCGACACGCUCAAAGACGACAACGUCAUCAACGAGUACAAUCUGGACCCGGCCGCGGCCGCGGUCGUCGCGGCGAGGCAGGCGGACUUGGUCUACAAGGAUCCGCUCAUCGACCUCAUCACCGCGAGGCGCAACGGGCUCGCGGAUCCCAAGAUUUCCACGCCCAUCUUCAAGUAUCCCGCGCUCUACCCCUUCAACUUCACGCAGAUCAACGCGACCGCGGUGAAGUACGUCGCCCCUCUGUUCCCCGGGUACGAUCUCACGGCGGAGGUUGACUUGGACCUGGUGGAGUUCAACCCGGCGGUGCUCGAGAGAAAGGAUUACGCGUUUAUGACUUGCAACCUGGAGGACCGCGCGGAUUCCUACGCGGGCCAGUGCACGAACGUGAAGAAGUACCUCGAGGACGCCACCGCGGGCGUCAUUUCGACGCCGGUGGUGAUCAACCCGGAGAAUCCCACCGCCCCUAAGGAGCCCGUGUUGAAGCAGUUUCGGUUCCAGAAGCUGUGCCAUUCGAUCUGCUACUGCGGCCGCCAGGGUUGCAACAGAAAGGGGUGGGACCCCGCGGAUACUCCCGUGAGUAACAUCGUGGAUGUCGACGGCGACCUGUGCGUCUGCGAGAUGUGCCUCAAGCCGGCGCAGUACGAUUACGUGGACUAUCCCCUCGCGAGCACCAAGCCCGAGGAGACCAGCACGUGCAAGGCUGUCGCGUCCAGGCGUAAGCUGCUGCAGGAGGGGGCGCAGGUUGCCGAGUCGGUCCGUCCGCACUUCCACAAGUCGCACCACGACAUGCACAGGACCCGCGCGAACGUGUUUGGCAGGAGGCACCUCCUCCAAGAGAGCGCCGACGAUAAGCUGACCACCAUUCUGGAUUCGGUCAAGGCGCUGUCAACCACGCAGACGGCGCUUGACACGAAAAUCGAGCAGGUGAAGACCUCGCAGCAGCUCCAGGCGCAGGAGGCGGCCGAUCACCACGCGGACAACUCCCUCGAGACCAUCAUCAAGGCGGGAUUCGAUGACAUGAAGCGCGGCCAGGAUGCUCUCGGCGCGUCGCUCGAGGAGAUUCUCGCCAAGCAGCAGCAGGCGCUCGCCGCGGCGCAGGAGUCCCUCCUGAUCCAGCAGCGAACCAACGCACUGGCCGACUCCAACGCGAAGGCUAUCGAGAAGCUCGCGAAGGCUGUCGAGAAGCAGAGGGACUCCAUCAACAGCGCGUACUGCUCCGGCGCGUUCGCGGACGUCGCCAUGUACAUCGGCAUCCAGGAGCAGGCCAUCAUCACCCGCGAGCAAAAGGCAAAGGAGAACUUCCUGUCCAACAUGCCGUGCCAGAUGAAGGUGAUGUACUACCCUUUCAGCAUCGACAACUUCCAGAACGCGCCGCCGCCCAUCGCUUACCGCGAGAGGUUCAUCGGCAUGAACAACCGCGUCCUGGCCGGCAUGUUGGUGUACGUGGAGAGGAAGAACCUGCAGGCUUGCGAUUCCAGCCGAUUCGACAACAUCGACAAGACGUGCUCCGGGGGCCGCGACAUCUCCUCCUACGGCGUCGAUCCGGUGUUCAAGAUGGGCUCCCCACUCUUCAAAGCCGAUUACCUCAACGAGCAGACGAUGCUCAGCCCCAACCUGUACAACUGCACCGAGAUGGCCAACCCGGAGGCGGGCAUCUACCCCACGUACAACAACAGCGGUAAGUGGGUGUACGAGUUUAGCGAGUGCGCGCCGCCGACGGAGAAGUGCAACAAGUGCGCUUCGGUGUUGGGCCCGGAGGUUGCGGAAGGGGAGUGCAUGGGCAAGAUUCCGGGUACCCUGGGCGUGCCGGGUAACUGCUGGAACGCGUCUUGCGUGUUUAACCCCACCGUGGGCAACAACAACUACGAGGUUUUCAACAUCAAGGGGGAAACGAUUGGCGGAUACUGCAAGGAGCUCUUCAACCCGCAGGGCACGCCCUACGGUUUCAGGCACAAGAACCUGCCCGGGUACGCGGACGGCUUCCCUUACUUCUUCGACAUCAACCUCAGCGCCGCGGAGGCCAGACGGUGGCUCGACGUCAUGAUUUACGGGCUGAUGAUUGACGACGUGAAGACGGAGAAGGUCACCGCGCAGGUGGUGGUGUACAACGCCGAGCUCGGAUACUUUGGCAACGUCAUGGUCUUCUUCGAGUUCACCGACGGCGGUAAGAUCGAGGUGUCGCACUCGGUCAACACCAUCAGGGUCGAACUUUACGAGACCCCGGAGGACUGGGGACGGUUCGCCAUGGAGUUGUUAUUGGCCGUCGGCGCGGUGUAUUCCGUGUACGAGGAGGCGAUGGAUUUCAUCAGCUCGAAGAAGAAUCACGGUAGCUACAUGGCGUAUUUCGCCUCGAUGUGGAACUACAUCGACGUCGCGUCCAUCGCGAUCCACCUGGCGACGAUCAUGAUGUGGUUCAUCUUCAGCUGGAGCCGCGCGCGCGCGUUCGAGCCGGAUAUCCACUACGACAUCUACAAGAACAUCGAGGCAUCCGCUUUCGUGACCAAGCUCAGGAUUCCGAACGAGUUCCCCGACAUGGGCGACAUGUUCCUCGAGAUGAAGAACCUGGUGGAUUACAUGCAGCUGUACAUGACGCUCUCCGGGAUCAACAUCAUCCUGAUCCUCGGACGCAUCCUGAAGCUGAUGGACUUCCAGCCGAGGCUCGGCGUCAUCACGCACACGCUGUCUCUGGCCUUCGCGGAUCUGAUGCACUUCUUUGUCAUCUUCAUCAUGGUGUUCAUGGGGUACGCGUUCAUCGGGCACGUCAUCUUCGGAUUCCAAUCCGUGCAUUUCAGCGACAUGACGCACUCGACCAACUCGCUGUUCCAGAACCUGUUGGGAGACAUCACCUACUUUUUGGAGGAUUUCAAAAACGCCACCGGGAUCACGUUCUUCGUCGGCAUGAUCUACUUUUACUCCUUCAACAUCUUCGUGUUCAUGAUCCUGUUCAACUUUUUGCUCGCGAUCAUCUGCGACGCCUUCGGAGAGGUCAAGGCGAACGCCGCGGAAUCCGUCUCCGUCGUCACCGAGCUCGUGCCGAUGCUCCGCGACUCCUGGCGAACCAUGUUCAAGGGAUGGCUGUACAAGCAGCACGUCCCGGAGGCGAGAGUCCGCAGGCAGCUUCGCAUCUGGAAGGGCGAGAACCCCGACGAGGAGGAAGAGGAGGCGUUCGACGAAGAGCCCGAGCCCGUGUUCAAGUACGGCGACAAGGAGCUCGACAUGGCGGGGUUGAAGCGGGUGUUGCGCCGGUGCGUCAUCGAGACGUAUCAGAAGACGAACGACUCCAAGUUUUUGCUCACCACGCGAGUGGGCAACUUUGGAAAGGGCAAGAAGAAGGAGACGCUCGCCACCGCCGACGAGAUCGACCGCGCGGCGAGGAUGCUCAUGGACCAGGUGGGUCAGGAGCCCGAGGACGAAGCCGAGGACGAGGCGAUGUCCGAGGUGGACCGACUGCAGCAGUCGCUGACCGACCUGCUCAGGGCGCAGGAGAGGCUCAUCACGAACCAGGUGAAGGUCAUCGAGGGGCAGGCGAGGAUGGCGGAGCGGCAGGACAGGCUGUCCAGCUUGGAGGAGAAGAUCCUGGGGGUGCUGGAGAAGCCGCCUUCGUGAGCGGGGGAUUAGGUAAACGGGAGGGCGUCCGUGGAUGGACGCCCAACACUCAUUCGAUUCUACUGUACAUUGAAAAGCUGAGGCAAAAAAAAAUUCAGAGUCA
Molecule: messenger RNA, 5332 nt
Organism: Micromonas commoda
Lineage: Eukaryota; Viridiplantae; Chlorophyta; Mamiellophyceae; Mamiellales; Mamiellaceae
Product: polycystin cation channel family
Exons: 2
Coding region: 1-5229 (1742 amino acids)
Source: RefSeq, a predicted model, not a curated record